Aquila chrysaetos chrysaetos is the source of this 1196-nucleotide messenger RNA. RefSeq names its product endogenous retrovirus group K member 6 Gag polyprotein-like. Bases 67 to 1041 code for a protein of 324 amino acids. Gene Ontology annotation, biological process: viral process. Gene Ontology annotation, molecular function: zinc ion binding; nucleic acid binding. The transcript has 2 exons. The record is from RefSeq and is a predicted model, not a curated record. NCBI's taxonomy places the organism in Eukaryota, Metazoa, Chordata, Aves, Accipitriformes, Accipitridae.
CAGAAUGCCCCAAACGUGUGGCAACCUUUCAAUUGGGAUUUAAUAACAGAAGUAUGGAAAACAGUAAUGGCUAAUGGACUGUCUGCUCCGUUUAGUCAGGCGUUAUUGGAGAAUAUAUUUUCUGGUCAAAUUUUAAUGGGCUUUGACUGUACACAACUGGCUACAAUGAUUUUAACCCUGACUCAGCGUCUAUUAUGGAAGGUGAAAUGGGCAGAAUUAUGUGAUUUAGCGGCACUAAGAAAUUUGGACCGCCCAGAAGGAGAUCCGCGGUAUAUGAUCACUUCUGCACAAAUGAUGGGGACUGGUGACUUUGCAGAUGUUAAUAGGCAAGCAAGGCUACCGGUGGAAGCAUUACAAGAAUCAGCUUCCUUAGCUCUGAAGGCAAUGGUAACCUUGCCUGAAGCUGGAAAGCCACAACAAUCAUUUACAAGUAUAAGGCAGGGUAAUACGGAACCUUAUAUGUCCUUUAUUGAUCGUCUGCGAGAUGCUAUUGAAAAGCAAAUAGAUAAUGCUGAUGCCAAAGAAGCAUUGAUAAUAAAACUGGCCGUGGAAAAUGCAAAUGCAGACUGUAAAAAAAUACUACAAUCGAUGCCAGGAAGAGUGACGCUAGUAGAUAUGAUAGAGGCCUGUAACAAAGUUGGGUCUUUGGAGCAUAAAACUACAUUAAUGGCCAAUGCUUUUGCUGUAGCCAUGCGAAUGGAUACAAAAAAUGUUAAGAAAUGCUAUAAAUGUGGACAACCGGGACAUUUGCAAUUUCAGUGUAAAGAGGGGCGAAACAAAGUGGAAGUUGGGCCUAAUAUAUGCCCUCCUUGUCAUAAAGGGAGACAUUAUGCUAACCAAUGUAGAUCUCGUUUCACAAGUGAAGGUGUAGCUCUGCCACCUCAAGGUACCCCAUUGCCGGGAAACUACAAGAAGAGUGCGAGGAGCGGUGCGAUGACCCCAACAGCUCCAAAAGGAUCCCAGAACGGCGCCAAGAAGGAUGUCUGGCAGAACUGCCAGCCCGAACAGCUGGAAGUGCCGGAGUGGAUGUCUCAACAAUAGAAACCAUCCUACUAUGGAACUCUCAGGGUGAUUGAUGCGGACUACACAGGUCGCAUUUAUGCUAUGAUUUGGACGCCGUCUCCACCAGUAUCGAUACAGGAAGGAAGCAGAAUUGCACAGCUAGUCCCUUUUAAAGCAAAUGUACCAUGUAAGGU